This is a messenger RNA of Seriola dumerili (greater amberjack), 2806 nucleotides long. RefSeq names its product PHD finger protein 10 (gene phf10). Gene Ontology annotation, cellular component: npBAF complex. The transcript has 12 exons. The coding region runs from base 123 to 1601 and encodes 492 amino acids. The record is from RefSeq and is a predicted model, not a curated record. NCBI's taxonomy places the organism in Eukaryota, Metazoa, Chordata, Actinopteri, Carangiformes, Carangidae.
UCCAGAAGAUGGCGGUUAAGUAACUAAACAUUCGUUAACGGCCACAAUACUUCACAAGAAGAAGGAAACCAACGAAGGAACGGCCGCUGAGCUACUCCAACAGCCGCUUUAUUUAGCGAAAUAUGGCUGCUGUGCUCCCCGCCAGACCGCCCUGCGAUAGUAACCCCGCUACUCCUGGAGCACAAUCCAUAAAGGAGGAUGUAAUAGAGGAGGAGUCCAAUGAUGGCAGCCAGCCUCCUAAAAGACGUAGGAUGGGUUCAGGGGACAGCUCUCGAAGCUGUGACACCUCUAGCCAAGAUCUUGGACCAACAUAUUUCCCAGCAGAGAACCUGACAGAGUACAAGUGGCCGCCAGAUGACACAGGAGAGUAUUACAUGCUGCAAGAGCAGGUCAGCGAGUAUCUGGGAGUUACAUCAUUCAAGAGGAAGUAUCCUGAUAUGGAGAGGAGAGACUUGUCCCACAAAGAGAAACUUUACCUGCGUGAACAGAAUGUCAUCACUGAAACACAGUGCACUCUGGGUCUGACAGCUUUGCGGAGUGAUGAGGUGAUAGAUCUGAUGAUAAAGGAGUAUCCCACCAAACACUCUGAGUAUUCAGUCAUACUGCAGGAGAGAGAGCGACAGAGGAUAGCUAAAGAGUACUCUCAAAUGCAGCAGCAGAAUCCUCAGAGGGUGGAGGCCAGUAAGGUUCCUGAGUACAUUAAGAAGGCAGCAAAAAAAGCUGCAGAGUUCAACAGUAACUUCAACAGGGAGCGUAUGGAGGAGAGGAGAGCUUACUUUGACCUCCAGACACAUAUCAUCCAGGUGCCUCAGGGCAGGUUCAAGGUGCUGGCUCCAGAGCUGACCAGGACAGGGCCCUACCCUGUGGCUCUUAUACCAGGACAAUUUCAAGACUACUACAAAAGGUACUCUCCCAAUGAGCUGCGAUACCUGCCACUGAACACAGCUCUGUUUGAGCCUCCACUGGAUCCAGAACUCCCUGCACUGGACUCAGAGCCCGACUCAGACGAUGCCGAGGAUGGCAAAGAUGAGAAAAAGAACAAGAACUCAUCUGACAGUUCUUCAGGCAACACAUCAGAUGUGGAGAGCCAGGAGGGAGCAGGUGGACAGGGCCACAAGUCCAAGGCCAAAGACAGGACAUCCACCCCGGGCAAAGACGGCAGCCUGCGCCACUCAGCCUCCCACAAAGCCACCCCAGGGUACAAGCCUAAGGUCAUUCCCAAUGCUAUAUGUGGCAUUUGCCAGAAGGGUAAAGAGGCCAACAAGAAAGGCAAGCCAGAGGCUCUCAUUCACUGCUCCCAAUGUGAUAACAGUGGCCACCCGUCCUGCUUGGACAUGAGUGCGGAGCUGGUGAGUGUAAUCCAGACGUACCGUUGGCAGUGUAUGGAGUGUAAGACCUGCACCGUGUGCCAGCAGCCCCACCACGAGGACGAGAUGAUGUUCUGUGACAAAUGUGAUAGAGGAUACCACACAUUCUGCGUGGGCAUGGACUCCAUUCCUACUGGGCUUUGGGUAUGCGAAGUGUGCGACAAAGAUUUCACCACACCCAAGAAGAAGGGAGGAGCCAAAACACCUAAGAAGUCAAAGUCAGCUCAAAAAUGAGCAACAGCAUCUUUAACCACAGUACCUUUACCGAAUUGUACACAAAUGCACUGUCAUUAGUUCAUUUCCAGAAGCUGUAACAUUUCAAACGACCAGGUCAUUGUUUUUCUCAAAGUCUGUCUUAUAGAAUGUUUUAAAGGCCCAGAUUGUGAUCCAAAAAUAAACAAAGGUUUUAGCCCUCCUACCAAAUACCAACAAUCAAACAUAAGAUCUCAACCUGCUGUUACUCUUAACUGACUGACUGGUCUUUUAGAGUUUAACACUAGAAAACAAACAUUAAUAUUUUCUGUGAAAGCUCUGACAACAUCAGUAAGGCAGGCCUAUAAUUUGAAUUCUUAUUUCCCAUCUUCAAGCCAAACUAAAAUAAUGUAUGUGGUUAUACUUCAAAUGUAUGUGCUUAUAAAGCCCAGAUUGGGCAUUAGCUUUAGCAUAGCAGCUCUGUUCUGUCAUGUUAGAGACUGACUGACUGACUAAACCUCAAACACCAUACAGAAAUAAUAUUAACAGCUAAACUGUAAAUCAAAUCCAUCCAGAUAUACUGCACUAAACUGUGAACCACUAACAGUAUCAGUGUGUUCCUACUUCAUUAAACCAAUGAAUCCUGUAGUUUCUGAACAUUCCUGCAGUGAUAAAUGUUUGAUGGGAAAUUGUUUCAGUUGAACAAAUGGUGCUUUUGAUCUUGUACUACUGAAACAAUCAGGGUUUCAAACCAUUUUUGUAUGUUUUUGUAUCUUAUAAACUACCGUUUAAUAAACUUUAUUUAAUGAGGCAGGCCAGUAAAGAGCAGUCUUAUUUAAACAAAGUCUUGUCUAACAUAAUGACAUGGUGCUUGUGAUCCUGUGUAAUGAAAUGUAAUAGACACUGGCUGUGGUAGACCUCACGGCUGCUGCAGUUUUCAGGUAUUUAUGUGUGAGUCUUGUUUAUCAAAACAGAGUUUCUCAACCCUUCACUGUUGAUAAUUGUACAAAAAUGUAACCACUCAUUGUAAGUACGUAGAAUUGUAAUCGAAUUGGCAUCCAUCAUUUAUGAUUAUUAUUAUUGAUGUUUUUGCAAUCACCUUAAAAUAAGUUGUUUUUGUUAUUUUUUUUAUUUGAUCUAUUUUGUAUUGUCCUGCAAUGAGCAGGUUGUUUAAGGAAUAUUUGUUGCUAAUAAUGUCAUAGUCACUGAAUUCUGAAGUGUCUUGUUUUUCAAUAAAAGCUACUUAA